CUCACAAACACACACAGCUAAUGAACAACCAAGCCAUCGCAACUCGUACAGCUUCGCCACAACAAAGCCGGAUCCAGCACAGUUUAACCCCGCACACCUCCUGGCUCUAGAACCUGGGAUGUCAACAAACCGGUGUGUGUGUGUGUGCGGAGAGAUGCGAGGUCCUGUGUUGGCAGUACGAUAGGAACACACCCGGAGGCAGUAAUGACAAUCAAUUAAAGGAAGUUACAUGGAUUACUAUUGGAGAAGAGGAUGUGAAUGGCAAUGGGGGAUGUAGGUAUGUGGCGCUAUACUCAUAGGAAUGGGUCUGUGGAUUAAAUUUGGAAGCAACUCUUUUGUACAGAUACUAGGAAUCCAAUUUGCGUAUUUCCUGAACGUGGGCUUUUUCUGCAUUGCAGCUGGAUUUAUUAUAUGCUUUCUGGGAUUUUUGGGUUGCUGCGGAGCCCUGAAGGAGAUACGGUGCUUACUGUUAAUUUUUUCGCUGAUCAUGCUGGUUCUGUGCAUCUCCGAGAUGAUCGCAGCUGUUGUGGUUUUGACUUUCUCUGAGAUGGCCGAGAGUGUCCUGAAAGACAAAGUCAUGAAAUCCCUGAAGGAGGCCUACUACAAGAGUGGUGGCAAAGGGCUGGUAGAAGAGGCCUGGAAUACAGUCAUGGAUAAAUUCAACUGCUGUGGAUUCUUUGGUUACAGUGACUUCACCAACUCCACUUUCACAGCCAAAACAGCUUUGAAGUACCCCAAAAACUGCUGCAAAAAUGCCACGUUAAAAGAGUGUGAUGGCCUUAAUAUAUCUGACAAAGUUAUCUAUACGGAGGGCUGUUUUAUGGCAAUAGUACAUGCGGUGAAGAAGAACAGUAUGACUAUAGGGAUAGCUGCAGGUGCCAUCACUGCAUUUGAGAUGGCAUCCCUUAUUGUCGCCUUGGUGUUGUUUGUCAAACUGGGAUAAUGCAGUCUGCCAACCAAGUUAUCCUUCUGUACCACCAUUCCGUGCCCGGUGUCCCAGUGAGUACACGGCAGUGCCAUCCUACAUGGCAGGACCCUUUCUUACACAAGUUCAGCUAAUAAGCACAGAUUUAUUACAUGUGUAAAAUUCAGCAUUUAUAUUCCCUUAUGUUAAAUGUUUUAUUUGUAUUGUUACUACUGAAGUUGUUUACUUUUAGUGUUCUUACAUGAAGUUUAUACUUAUCCCAAUUCUGGAGAAGAGCACUUAAAUGUCAUUUUAAGUAUAACUGAAUGUUCUUAGGACUGCAGUUUUAUAUAGAAUAAAAUAAAUAUAGUAUUGUGUGUUUGA
Molecule: messenger RNA, 1288 nt
Organism: Pseudophryne corroboree (corroboree frog)
Lineage: Eukaryota; Metazoa; Chordata; Amphibia; Anura; Myobatrachidae
Product: tetraspanin-1-like
Exons: 8
Coding region: 302-943 (213 amino acids)
Cellular component (GO): plasma membrane
Source: RefSeq, a predicted model, not a curated record